AUUCCGAUAUCACCUAUUCGAUGGAGUUGGUUUGUCCGACAGAUGCGGAGGAAGAAGAGAUCGAAAUCCCCGCAAAGCGAAAUCUCCGGAAAGGAAACUGGGACGAUCCUGAAUAUGCAAAACAGCGAAUGAUCUUUGAGAAGCAAUUUAAAGAGAGUGAGGGUUACGAUGUUGAUUGGGAUAGUAUGGACUACAACUUCCCGGGCAGCAUAGUCGAUUCGAGAGGAGAUUAUGAUGAUCAACUUAGCAAUAAGGAGUUAAUGAUAAUGCUCAUAAAUACAGCCAUUGACGAAGCUAACGAAGAAAAUGGAACAAAACUUAAGCUUGUCAAGUAUGUGACUGCAAAUGUAGUGGGCGCCAAAGGGUUUCUGUUUUUUAUAACAUUUUGGGCAAAGGAUCUGUCCGCACCAAAUCCAGAGCCACAAUGUUACCAAGCAAAGGUGCUCUGGUUUAUGGAUGAUGUCGAUGUUCGUGAAUUCAGGCUGAGGCCAACGCAAUAAUUUGAU
This is a messenger RNA of Camelina sativa (false flax), 506 nucleotides long. RefSeq lists its product as uncharacterized. NCBI's taxonomy places the organism in Eukaryota, Viridiplantae, Streptophyta, Magnoliopsida, Brassicales, Brassicaceae. The record is from RefSeq and is a predicted model, not a curated record.